This is a messenger RNA of Prorocentrum cordatum, 2202 nucleotides long. The record is from the annotation of a GenBank genome assembly. NCBI's taxonomy places the organism in Eukaryota, Dinophyceae, Prorocentrales, Prorocentraceae.
GCGCUCGAUGCCGUCGUGGAGGCGGGGGUGCAGCAGCUGUCCAAGGGCAAGGGCGACAAGGCCAAGGACAAGGCCAAGGACAAGGCCAAAGACAAGGCCAAGGACAAAGCAAAGGACAAGGGCAAGGACAAGGACAAAGACAAAGAGAAGGACAAGGACCAUGACAAGGAUCAGAACAAGAACAAGGACCACGGCGACCGUCGCGGCACCGAACGCAGUGGCAAGGAGAGCGCCGGCGACCGCGAGCGCGACCAGCGACGACGGGACGACGCGGCCGACGACCGCAAGCGGCGCUCGCGCUCGGAGAGCUCGAGCCGCUCCGCGCGCCAGCAGCGGCGGCGCCAGGAGUCGCCGCGGCGGGACGUGAGCAGCGCUGGCGGUCGGCAGGGCCACCUGGCUGGCGACCGUGGCUCGUCCAGCCGGGCGCUGCUGCGCGACGGCGGCGAGCGGCGCAGGACGCCGCCCCGGCGGGGCAGCCGGAGCGCGGAGCGCCGCCCCCGCAGGGGCAGGAGCUCGCCCAGCCCGCCCAGCCCGCCGCGCGCCGCGGAGGCCAAGCCCGAGGCGAGCGCGGCGCCGCGCCGCGCGGUGAGCCCGCCCUACGCCCCCGGCUCCGUGGAACUGCGCCGGCUGGAGGCUGCCAGGGCCGAGGUGGCCCAGCUCACCGCCAGCGGCCAGGCCGUGCCCGCGUGGCUGGUGGCCCAGGUCGCACACGGCAGCGCAGCGGCGCUGGAAGCGCAGGCCAGGUACGGAGGCUCGGCCGCCUGCACGCCGGAGGCGGAGGCGGCGAAGGCGGAGGCCUCGGAGAAGUGGAGGGCGGAGCGCAGGGCGCAGGUGGAGGAGGCGAAGAAGAAGGCGCCGCCGCCGCCGUGGAUGGCGGCGGCCGCGCUCUUCGGGCCAAAGGGGGCCAGGAGGGCGGCGGCGCUGCCGGAGAGCGCGGGCGCCGACGCGCCAGACGGCUCGAGGGCGUCGGGCUCCUCGGCCGAGGGGGGGCAGAAGAAGAAGCUGGACCUCGCCGGCCUCUCGGCGCUCACGCGGAGCAUCGCAGAGGAGCGGAGCAAGCUGCAGCUGUUCGUCAUCAAUUCGAAGGAGGAUGCCGCGGAGAAGAAGGCGGCCGGCGGCGACGGCCUGGGCGGCACGGACGAGAACGAGUACUUCUCCGCUGUGCCAGGCGACGAGUUCGGCCCGUCGCGCCAGUUCCGCGUAGAGGCCGGCAUCGGGCGCGGGGUGUUCUCCAGCGUGUUCCACUGCCGGGACACCAAGGCCACCCCCAGCAAGGACUACGCGGUGAAGUUCAUCCGCCGGAAUACCAUGAUGCGACGCGCUGCGGAGAAGGAGGUGGAGAUGUACCGCAAGCUCGCCAAAGGAGGGGAGAAAGACGACCCAGAGGGUGCCCGUUUCUUGAUCAUCCUGGCAGGGUGCGGGACAUUGGAGCACCAUGGGCACUUGUGCAUGUUCUUCGAGCUUCUCAAGUGCGACAUGCGCUAUGCACUGCAGAGGUAUGGGCAGGGCGGAGGGCUACCCUUGCCGGCCCUCAUGCAGUACACUCGGCAGGUUUUUCUCGGGCUUCGAGCUUUGAGAAAGAUGAAGGUAGUGCAUGCCGACCUCAAACCAGAUAACAUACUGUUGACUCUCAAUCGGGCAGAGGUGCGCAUAUGCGAUUUCGGCAGCGCCAUGGACUCGUCGGAGCAGGUGAAGACAGCCUAUGCGCAGCCGCGCUACUACCGAGCCCCCGAGAUCAUGUGCGGCCUUCCGUACGACACCCAGAUCGACCUGUGGAGCGCUGGGGCAACUGUAUUCGAGCUGGCUACAGGUCGCAUCCUUUUCACAGGCACGACGAACAAUCAGAUGCUGCGGCAGUUCCUCGACGUGUGCGGCGGCUUCCCCAAGAGGAUGCAGACGGACGGGGAGGCUUCGAAGAAGCACUUCGAUGGCAGGGGGGGCUUUCUGCACAGGGACAAGGACUCCAUGACCGGGGAGCCCAUCGUCUUCAACUGCUCGGAGACGGUCAGACCGCACAGGCCUGUGCUCGGCCUGCUUCAGGCCGCGCUCGCGACGCCUAGGGACGGCAUGGAGGCGUCGGUGCACGAGGCGUGGGUGAAGCAGCUCGCAGACCUGCUGGGCAGAUGCUUGCAGCUCGACGACAGGGAGAGAUUGCAGCCAGCGGAGGCUCUGGAGCUGCCGUUCUUCAAGAAGGACAGGUGA